This is a messenger RNA of Sabethes cyaneus, 2833 nucleotides long. Its product is annotated as aminopeptidase N-like. Gene Ontology annotation, molecular function: peptide binding; zinc ion binding; metalloaminopeptidase activity. The record is from RefSeq and is a predicted model, not a curated record. Gene Ontology annotation, cellular component: cytoplasm. The transcript has 4 exons. Lineage: Eukaryota; Metazoa; Arthropoda; Insecta; Diptera; Culicidae. The coding region runs from base 32 to 2833 and encodes 933 amino acids. Gene Ontology annotation, biological process: peptide catabolic process; proteolysis.
CUUUUCUGUGAUAAUUCUGUGCUGACAAACAAUGUUCACUGUGCUACUGUCGGUAAUCGCAGUUUAUUACGUGACAAUUCCGUCGGUUACUGCUGCAGAUGGCUACCGGUUACCGCGUGAGGUCAUUCCGUUGCACUACGAUCUGGUGGUCCUUACCCAUCUGGGAGACGAUGACGGCGAGGGAUUUAGAUUCUAUGGAGUUGUUAACAUAACGGUGAUAGGUAACUACGAUUCCAACGAUGUCACGCUGCAUGCCAAGGAGCUCACAAUAGGCGAAGAUAGGAUCACCAUCUCCGACCUGUACCACAAGCAGCAGAUGGACAUCUUCACCAUCGGAUACGAUCCCGGGCGUGACUUCCUAACCAUUACUGUAACCAACGGUCUGUUUCGCGAGGGCCAUCGCUACGUGCUGAGCAUCCCGUUCGAGGCCGAGCUGCGUUCGGAUGUCGUCGGUUAUUACCGCAGCAGCUACCUGGAUUCGAAGAGCCAAGAACGAAUUUGGCUUUCGGUAACUCAAUUUCAAGCGAUCCACGCCCGUCAAGCGUUUCCCUGCUUCGACGAACCGGAAUUGAAGGCUACCUUCAACAUUGCCCUUGGGCAUCAUCCGAAGUACAAUGCCCUCUCCAAUAUGCCACUAAUCCGUAGGGAAGCUCAGUCCGACUGGGUUGUUGAUCACUUCGCUAGAAGUGUCAGUAUGAGUACCUAUUUGGUGGCCUAUUCGAUCAAUGACUACAGCUCGGUAGAAGCACCUACCGGUGCUUCUGGCAGUACGAACGUCAGCGUUCGAUCGUGGUCUCGCAGAGACGCCGCCGACAAUCUCCAGUACGCCAAUGCGAUCGCGAUCAAACUCGUAGAGUUGUACGAGCGCAAUUUCAAGCUGAAAUUCCCGCUACCCAAGCUGGAUUUCAUAGUCAUUCCGGACAUGUUGUUCGCGGCAAUGGAAAACUGGGGAUUGGUGACGUUCACCGAAGCCGGUCUGGAGUACGCACCGAGCUCGUCCACGCUGGAUGAUCUUCACUUUGUGUCGUCAGUUGUGGCACACGAGAUCGCUCACAUGUGGUUCGGCAAUUUGGUUACGAUGCGCUGGUGGACGGAUCUGUGGUUGAACGAAGGGUUUGCUCGCUAUACGGAGUUUCUAGCGGUCGAUCAACUGCAUCCGGAAUGGCGCACGCUGGACGGUAUCGUCAUUGAGGAUGUUCAGGAGAUUUUCAAAUUCGAUGCACUGGAGAGCAGCCACACGGUUUCGGCGGAGAUCGUCAAUCCGGAGGAGAUACCGCAGCUUUUUGAUUCUAUUUCUUACAAGAAGGGAUCGGCUUUGGUUCGUAUGAUGCAUUUGUUUUUAGGGGAUGAAGUCUAUCGGCGAGGAGUGGCGCGUUAUUUGCAGAAAUAUCAGUUUAAAAAUGCAGCACAGGACGAUCUGUGGAGAGCGUUGACUGAAGAGGCGCGACAAGCGGGUAGUUUACCGGAGGAUUUCGAUCUUAAAGCUGUUAUGGACAGCUGGACGCUUCAAACUGGAUAUCCGGUGGUUUACGUGGAACGAAACUACAGCAGUCGCACAGCGACUUUUCAGCAAACUCGGUUUAUGUAUGAUCAAACCGUAGAUGAUCCGUCCUGUUGGUGGAUUCCGUUGACGGUUUCCACUUCAAGAUAUUCAGAAUUCAACAUAACUCAACCACAGGCUUGGUUGCAGUGUUCAAAAGACACGGCAGUCGCUUUGACCAAUGCAGGAACUGCCCAGGAUUGGGUCAUAAUCAACAACAAACUUGCAGGAUUGUAUAAAGUUCGGUACGAUCAGAACAACUAUCGGUUACUGGCGAAAAACCUCAACGGUCCGAAGUACCACACCAUAGACACGAUCAAUCGGGCUCAGUUAAUCGACGAUGCACUGGACUUUUCCUGGGCAGGUCUUCAGGAUUACUCGAUUGCUUUCGCUCUGCUAAAUUACCUUCCAGCAGAGCUGGAAUACAUUCCAUGGAAGGCAGCUCUGUCCAACUUCGAAAUUCUAGACCGUGUGCUGGUCAAUACCAACAACCAUGCCCAUCUUGAAGCAUACGUAACUCAUCUCCUGUCUCCAGCAUACGAAAAAUUAAACAUAUUUUCGGAAACCACAACCACUAACGUGGGACUGGGCCGCGAACGGCUAAUCAAGCUCAUCGUCGAUCGAGCUUGCCAGCUGGAAAUCCAGCACUGCGUGAGGAAUUCGGUUCAAUUGGUCAAACGUUGGCUUAGGGAGGGGGGUCCCAAUCCAACUCCCCUGUCGGUACGAUCCACCGUUUAUUGUACGGCUAUUCGCAAGGGUAGACGACGGGAAUGGAACUUUUUGUGGGCUCGUUACAGGGAAGCGAACGCUACCAGUUCGGAGAGGUUGGCCAUAGCUAGGGGUCUCGCGUGUACCAGGGAUGUCACGCUGAUGGAACAGCUGCUGCGUUGGUCUGUGGAUGAGCAAUCGGGACUUCGAUUGGAGGAUACCACUGUAGUGUUUGGUACUAUUGCGGAGCAACCCGGGGGUGCAGCCGUAGCGAGGCGGUUUCUGUUCGAGAACAUCGAACGGAUGGCGGAUUAUGUCAAUCCGGAAACUUUUGAAUCCCGACUGGCCAGUCACGUGAAGGUUUUGGCUCGACAGAUAACCGGAAAAACGGAACAAAAAGAGUUGGAACAGUUUGUCGCUGACAGAAAGGGUUUGCUGGCUAGCAAUAGUAUCGCAGUAGGCCAAGCUCUGGAGCUGGCCCAUAUCAACAUUCAGUGGGUGAGGGAUCGGUACGGUGAUUUUGUGGACACUUUGAAGCAACUGGAGAAAGUGCAGUACGAUCCGGCUAAGUUGGGUUGGUUAUAA